AUGGGUCACCAACAAUCGUACUUAAAGCGGUCGCGUCUCAUGACUUGUGGAUAUGACAUUGCAUUUUUUGGGGUUACUGGUUCACGUAACGAUAUUAACGUGUUAUAUGAAUCUCCCAUAUUCAAUAACGUCUUGCAAGGAAAUAUGCCGGAAAUUAAUUUCAUAGUGAACGACACUACAUAUACGAAGAGAUAUUAUCUAACAGAUGGAAUAUAUCCCGAGUGGACUACUUUUGUUAAGGCUUUUCCCUGCCCGGAGGAUCCCAAGAGGAAGUUGUUUAAGGAAAGACAGGAGUCUACAAGAAAAGAUGUUGAACGAGCAUUUGGAAUGAAAAAGUCACAAACAAUUGAUGCAUUCUUCAAAAGAAAGAAUGAUGAAAUUCGAGCAUCUCAAUCAAAUAUAACUACAAAUAUUGAUCAUUUGAAUUUUGAAAGUCGUCUUGCUAAAUCUUUAGGAGUUGAAAUCAAUAAGAGAUUUGAUAUUCAAUCAUUAGAGCGUGAUCUAGGAUUGCGACCACAUAUAUGGGAGUACCCCAUUGAAAAGCGUGAUGAAGUUAGAAGAGCUUAUAUUAAAGCUGGUCCAUAUCAAUAUAAAGCUGAUGCUACAUUUUGCUUACCAUGUUAUCUAUUCCAUACUCAAGAUAGACCUUCUAGAUUAGAUGCAUUUACUAUUAAUGAGUUUCAUUCAUGGAAGAAGGUAAGAGAUGGGAAAAAUUGUGCAUUUUUGGCACAUAUUGGAAAAGAUCUCACUUCACCUCAUCGAAAUGCUGAGAAAGCAUGUGAAGAUCUCAUGAACCAACAAAUACAUAUUGUACAAAGUUUUGAGAAGUUCACAUCUCAAGAAGUUGCUGAAAAUAGACUUCGUUUCAAAGCUUCAAUUGAGGUGACUAGAUGGCUUGUAUUUCAAGGAUGUUCUUUCAGAGGUCAUGAUGAGUCCAUUAUAUCAAACAAUCGUGAAAAUUUUUUAGAACUAUUGAGUUUCAUAGUCUCUUACAAUGACAAAGUAGAAGAAGUUUUGAAUAAAGCUCCACGAAAUGCAUCAUAUACAUCAUCAACAACACAAAAACAAAUUUUGCAAGUCUUGGACGCUAAAGUAAAGAAUGUCAUUCGAGAAGAAAUUGGUGAUGCAAAAUUCUGUAUCAUGGUUGAUGAAGCUCAAGAUGAAUCUAAAAAGGAGCAAAUGUCAAUUGUCUUGAGAUUUGUUGACAAAGAUGGCUAUGUGCAAAAGCGCUUCUUUGGAGUUGUUCAUGUUAAAGACACCAUAGCAUCAACAUUGAAAGAAUUUGCUGCGUCGAAGGAAGUUAUCCCAGUCCAUCAUCUUUUUAUCAAGUUAAGCUCUAUUAUCAAUGUUGUUAGUGCCUCAUCUAAGCGUAAUGAUCAAUUAAAAGUCACUCAUGCCUCAAAUAUUGCUCAUUUACUUAAUAUUAAUGAGCUUGAAAGUGGGAAAGGACUUAAUCAAAUUGGUUCUUUACAAAGGGCAGGUGAUACUCGUUGGAGUUCUCAUUUGAAAUCUAUAUCUAGUUUGAUAAAGAUGCUUAGUGCAACAUGUGAAGUUUUAUUGAAUAUCAUUGAUGAUGGAACUACACCCGCUCAACGGGGAGAUGCUGACGCAGCUUAUAAGUCUCAAGAUAUUUUGAAUGCAAUGCAUCUUGUUUCAUCUACUAAGUUGCUCAUUCAAAAAUUGAGAGAUGAUGGAUGGGAUGAAUUGGUUGCAGAUGUGAAAUCUUUCUGUCAAACACUUAGUAUACCUAUACCGGAUUUCAAUGCUCAAUACAUUGCAAGAAGAGGAAGGGCUCGUCAUCAACAAGAUGAAAUUACAAUAGAUCAUCAUUACAGAGUUGAUAUUUUUAAUGUAGUGAUAGAUUCUCAAUUGCAAGAAUUGAACAUCAUAUUUAAUGACAACACAGUGGAGUUGAUUAUUCUUAGCUCGGCAUUAGAUCCAAGAGAGAUGCACAUUUCAUUCAGAAUUGAUGAUAUUUGCAGAUUGGUACAAAAGUUUUACCCCAAAGAUUUUACAAACAUGAGAUGCUACAAUUAA
Zingiber officinale is the source of this 2037-nucleotide messenger RNA. RefSeq lists its product as uncharacterized. The record is from RefSeq and is a predicted model, not a curated record. Lineage: Eukaryota; Viridiplantae; Streptophyta; Magnoliopsida; Zingiberales; Zingiberaceae. The transcript has 5 exons. The coding region runs from base 1 to 2037 and encodes 678 amino acids.